AUGGGAGACCACCUGCACCAACAACAACAUUUGGAUCUUGAUCCUGGUUUCAGGUUCCAACCGACCGAUGAGGAACUAAUUAGUUUCUACCUAAACCAGAAGGUGAAGGAUAGGAGCUUCUGCACCAUCGCCAUUGGAGAGGUGGACAUUAAUAAGUGUGAGCCAUGGGAGCUCCCCAUGAAGGCAAAGAUGUCAGGACCAGGGGCGACCGAGUGGUACUUCUACUACCACAAGGACCGCAAGUACCCCAUGAGCCACAGGACCAACCACGCCACCAAAGCCGGGUUCUGGAAGAUCACCGGCAAGGACAAGGAGAUCUUCCAUCGCCAUGGUCUCCUCAUCGGCAUGAAGAAGACACCUGUCUUCUACAUGGGCAGGGCUCCAAAUGGUAAGAAGACCAACUGGGUCAUGCAUGAGUAUAGGAUCAUAAGCAACAAUGACAAGAUGCCCUCUUAUAGCACCAACAACACCAUUACCGAUCAAUCUUCUAACUCAAAGGACGAGUGGGUGGUUUGUCGGAUCUUCGAGAAGAGCAUUGGGAUCAACGAGGUGGUUGUGUCGUCGUACCCCAUGGUGCCUAUGAACAAUAACCAGAUCAUGGCGCCCAUGGCUAUGACCAUCCGAGAUCAACAGCAGGGCUUCGACACCAAUACCACACCAUGCACACAGAUAGUACAACCGCCUUCUCUCAUGGACCCCGCCUCCUCCAUGUAUCAUCUAUAUGACAACAUUGGAUCAUCGUCGUUGGCACCACUCUCAACUAAUGACAACCUCUACUUUGCAAAUAACCAGACGCCACCCAUGUCCUUGUACCAACAUCAUAUGCAGACGCCGACACAACUGGGUGCAACGACAGAUGAGGGCUUCUUGGGCAUCGACACCUGGGACAUCGUCCAUGGUGUCAUGGGACCACAAUACCACCACCAAUAAGAUCACGCCAAUGGUCCUAUGGGCAUGGAUGGCAUGUGAAAUUACUGAUGAUCCAAGGCUGCAUUGUCCUCUGUUGUGAGUUGCAUCAUAUUUACAUAUAUGGAAUAAGGAAAUUAUAGUGAGUCGCGCCGUAAUAAUUUGUGUGUGUGACCAUUUGUGUUGCGAUUGAGUUUCUUCUGUGGCAUGUCUUUGGUCUUAGCAUGUGUGUUUAAUAUCUGAAUUGUGUGAUUGUGUUGUAAAUCCCUGGUGGUGUUCAUUAUCCUUAGGAAUUAUAUAUGUUGUUUAAUUAAAAACUAAAUGUUAUAGUAUGAAGUUAGUUGCUUAUGUAUUUUGAAGACGCCUUCCAGGCUCACUCAACCUUUAAAUACUCAUAAGAUCCUUGACGUGUCACGUGUAUUUUGUAUCAUAUGUACUUGAUUAAACCCGAGUGCUCUACUUGGGCUUUUGGUGGACCAAUGUUAGUCCCAAUAUUUUGACAAUGAUCGCAGCCCAUGUACCUCUUUCCACUGGUUU
Molecule: messenger RNA, 1443 nt
Organism: Brachypodium distachyon (stiff brome)
Lineage: Eukaryota; Viridiplantae; Streptophyta; Magnoliopsida; Poales; Poaceae
Product: NAC domain-containing protein 92
Exons: 2
Coding region: 1-930 (309 amino acids)
Biological process (GO): regulation of DNA-templated transcription
Molecular function (GO): DNA binding
Source: RefSeq, a predicted model, not a curated record